Messenger RNA from Drosophila mauritiana, 2279 nucleotides. RefSeq names its product dynein beta chain, ciliary-like. NCBI's taxonomy places the organism in Eukaryota, Metazoa, Arthropoda, Insecta, Diptera, Drosophilidae. Gene Ontology annotation, molecular function: dynein intermediate chain binding; dynein light intermediate chain binding; minus-end-directed microtubule motor activity. Gene Ontology annotation, biological process: microtubule-based movement. The transcript is spliced from 3 exons. Gene Ontology annotation, cellular component: dynein complex. The annotation marks the transcript as partial. The record is from RefSeq and is a predicted model, not a curated record.
AUGUGUAUCCCAGAAAUAAUCCCCCCUAGUCAGGAUGCUUUGUUUCAUAUCCUUAACUCGAUACUUUCGCAACACAUGGACAACCCCAUUCAGAAAUUCGACAAAUCCGUUAUAAAGCUUUGUGAAAAUAUGGUGACAACAGCUAUAACUCUGCAUCUAAAAGUGGUUUCCUCCUUUUUACCUACUGCUAUUAAGUUCCAUUAUAACUUUAAUCUGCGGGAUAUAGCCAAUAUAUUUACGGGUGUCCUAUAUUCCAACAGCGAGACAUGCCCCAAUUCCAAUCAAAUGAUCCGACUUUGGAUUCACGAGUGUUACCGUGUGUACGGAGACAAGUUAGUAGAUUACACCGAUAUCAAUAGCUUUAAGAAAAUAGUUUCUGAUAUAGUCCGCAAAGGCAUAGAAGGCGUCAACGAUGAUGUUGUAUACGCCCAGCCGCUUAUUUAUUGUCACUUUUCGAAAGGUUUGACAGAUAUUAAAUAUAUGCCUAUAUCAGGAUGGGAUCGCCUAAAAAGUCUUUUAGAUGAGGCACAAGAUCGUUAUAAUGAUUAUAUAGGCGCCAUGAAUUUAGUUCUUUUUGACGACGCAAUGUCUCAUGUGUGUCGUAUCAGUCGAAUUCUUGAAUCAUCCAGAGGAUAUGCACUUCUUAUUGGUGUUGGAGGAUCGGGAAAACAAAGUCUUACUCGACUGGCAUCAUUCAUUUCAUCUUUGGAUGUGUUCCAGAUACAGCUUACAAAGGACUACAGCGUAAGUGACCUUAAAGCAAAUAUUGCUACUUUAUACAUGAAAGCUGGCGUGAAAACAAGUGCUUGCUGCUUUCUAAUGACUGACUCAGAGGUAGCUCGAGAGCAGUUCCUAGUCCUUGUAAAUGACCUUCUUGCUUCAGGCGAUAUUCAUGAAUUGUUCCCAGAUGACGAGGUGGAAAAUAUUGUUAACGCUGUUCGAAAUGAGGUAAAGCAGCUGGGAAUUGUAGAUAAUCGCGAAAACUGUUGGAAGUACUUUAUCGAAAAGGUUCGUAGCUUGCUUAAGGUAGUACUUUGCUUUUCGCCAGUGGGUGCCACUCUUCGUGUUCGAUCUCGCAAGUUUCCAGCUUUAGUCAACUGCACCACUAUUGACUGGUUUCACGAGUGGCCGCAGCAAGCAUUGGAGUCAGUAUCGCUUAGGUUCCUUUCGGAAAUCACAGUGUUGCCAAAAGAACUUGCUUUACCUGUGUCAAAUUUCAUGGCGUUUGUACACAAAACAGUAAAUGACAUCUCCAAACUUUAUUUAGCCAAUGCGAAAAGGUACAAUUAUACCACUCCAAAAUCAUUCUUGGAACUGAUAGCACUUUAUUCAAAGUUACUGCACGAAAAAGUAAAAGCCAAUCUGGAUCGUCGCUUGCGUUUGGAAAAUGGACUCAUUAAAUUAGCAAGCUGUACAAAAGAGGUGGACGCCCUUCAGGAUGUUCUAAAGGUUCAAGAAGUUGAACUAAAGAUUAAAAACCAGGAAGCAGAUAACCUUAUUAUAGUUGUUGGAACUGAAAAUGAAAAGGUAUCCAAAGAAAGAGCAUUUGCAUCAAAAGAGGAAAAGAACGUUCGUCAAAUAGAAGAGGAUGUUACUGCUAAGGCCAAGCUUUGUGAAGAAGAUUUUCUUAAGGCUCAACCCGCCCUAAUAGCGGCCCAGGAAGCUCUUAAUACAUUAAACAAAAAUAAUCUGACAGAACUUAAAUCUUUCGGGUCACCACCUGACGCUGUGGUAAGUGUUUGUGGAGCGGUAUUGGUGCUAUUCUCCAGCAAGGGAAAAAUUCCAAAGGACCGCAGCUGGAAAGCUUGUCGGGCUUUGAUGGGAAAUGUUGAUAAGUUUCUAGAUAAUCUUAUUAAUUAUGAUAAAAAACAUAUUCAUCCGGACGUAAUUAAAGCUCUCCAACCUUAUAUUUUGGAUGCUGAAUUUAGUCCGGAAAAAAUAUUAGCGAAGUCAUCAGCAGCCGCUGGACUCUGUUCAUGGGUUAUUAAUAUUAAUCGGUUCUAUGAUGUUUAUCUUGUCGUAGAGCCAAAGGAAAGAGCGCUUUUGGAAUCGGAGAAAGAACUUAAAGAUGCCCGUGAUAAGUUAACUGCUCUAAACUUAAGGUUAACCGAACUAGAAGAACAACUUAAUGCGUUACAAAUGGAGUACGACGAAGCGCUAGCCAAAAAACAAAAGUGCCAGGAUGAGGCUGACAAAACUGCCUUUACAAUAGAUAUAGCCAAUCGAUUGAUUGGAGGCCUCGCAACAGAAAAAAUACGUUGGAUGGAUUCCGUCAAAAG